Molecule: messenger RNA, 3616 nt
Organism: Python bivittatus (Burmese python)
Lineage: Eukaryota; Metazoa; Chordata; Lepidosauria; Squamata; Pythonidae
Source: RefSeq, a predicted model, not a curated record
GGGCGCUGGCUGGCGGGCCUUUUCUGCCGUGGCCUCCCUCUUGGAGCAUCUUCCUCCUGGCCCGAAGAAGUGGCUGGGCCCUCGCGCCAGGCAGAAGGGCCGAGCCGGGCAAGGGCGCCCCGAAGAGGGCGUACGGAUCGCCUUCCCCCGCUGGCGGUUCGCGCUUUCUAACGGUCAAUAACAUUGGGAAGCUCAAAGAUUUUCUUCUGCAGCACAGGAAAGAUUAUAUUAAUGCCUAUAGCCAUCUCAUGUCUGAGUAUGUGCGAAUGUCAGACACUGACCGGGAUCAGAUUGACCAAGAUGCCCAAAUCUUCAUGAGAACCUGUGCUGAUGCAAUUCAGCAACUAAGAGCAGAAGCACACAAGGACAUCCAUUCCCCACAAGUGAAGCAGCACCGAGAAACUGUCUUGGAUUUCAUUGCAGACUAUUUAAAAAGAGUGUGUAAGCUGUAUUCAGAACAAAGAGCAAUACGGGUCAAGCGAGUAGUUGAUAAAAAGAGAUUAUCCAGACUUGAGCCUGAGCAAAGCAAUAAAUCAACACUAACUGCUUCUCUUGGAAAAACACUUGAGACAUCUUCUGAAGAAUUGGAAGAGAAGCCUACUUGUGCAGGCAACCGAGAGAGAAAUCUAAUAAAUGAGCGUGCUAGUUUUGGAUUUGGUCAAGAUAGCAAAGGAGAAGAGGAGCUUUCCCCUGAAGAAAUCCAAGUGUUUGAGCAGGAAAACCAACGCCUUGUGGGUGAAAUGAACAGCCUGUUUGAUGAAGUGAGGCAGAUUGAAGGAAAAGUAGUUGAAAUAUCUAGACUUCAAGAAAUAUUUACAGAAAAAGUAUUACAACAGGAAGCUGAAAUUGACAAUAUCCACCAGAUAGUUGUGGGUGCAACUGAGAACAUCAAGGAAGGCAAUGAAGACAUAAGAGAGGCAAUCAAGAAUAAUGCUGGAUUUCGAGUAUGGAUCCUCUUCUUCCUUGUAAUGUGCUCUUUUUCCUUAUUGUUUUUGGACUGGUAUGGAAGCUGAUCCUGGCCUCUAGAUCCUAAAACCCGUAGAACCACCAUAAGGUUUUCCUUGCCAAGUGAUACUGUAUUUCAUGCAUCAUUGUUGUAGAAAUAUGUAUAUAUCAUAUAUACGCACCUCUGUCGAUUCUUAACUCAGGAAUAUCCCAGAACUCACUCGAUGAACCUGUAGGCAGCAGAAUGAAGCUGGACAGCUGUCAGGAAAUGCUCAAUAAAAGUGUGGAGGUACAUUAUUGCAGCCAGAAGUUGCCAAAUGUUUCUGUGUGAUGAAAUGCAAAGCUCCUGGUUCCCAGGGGCAGGGGAGGGGGGGUGCUCCUGAUCCUUUUUUUCAGCCUGGGGGAUGCCACUUAUCAGCCCCUUCACUACUGGCUGAAGUUAAGGCAGGGGAUCAGAAAAGGUCACCUUAUUGGGACUGGUUUCUGGGUGGGAAUAGGAAAUGUGCACUUUCCAGAAACGGUGUGCUCCAACUCCCUCCCUAGUUUUGUCUCCCCUUUCAAAGCCCAAAUCCCCCUCUUCAGCUUUGGGGACCCAAGCUCAUGGUGCUCUGGGUCAGCCAGUGGGAGGCCGAGGGGUCUGGGCAGCCCAGAGCUGUGAGCUGCCCACCCUCUCCUAGAAAAGCCUGCUCCGUUGAUGAAUGUCUUGGCAGGCUAGUGCUUAAAUGCAUUUCAAGGGAUAUUGAAUAAUGGAAAGGAACAUGUCUACUUAAAAUUAAAUGAUUCAGUGCAUUUCAGUUUACAGCAAACAGUGAUUGUUUCAGACAGUCAUGUAAAUAAUUAUUAGAAAGGUGUUUUAGAAGAGGGUUUUAUUGCAAGUAGAGUGAUUGGAAUCCUUCAUUUCUUUUCCUCUUCAUUGCAGAAAACAUCUAUUUAAACAUAUUGAGUUUGAGACUUGAGCAUACUAUUUUAUUUUACACAGAGUGAAAAUGUCAAAAGUUACAUAUGAAUUUAAAUUCAGUAAAGUAUUGACUACUAGGAAAUACAAACAUGGUAUAAUGUAUAUAGGAGAGAACUCCUUGAUGCAAAAGAAAGAUUUGGCACAUAAUUUAUUGCUUUUUAUGUAUUCCACACAGCAGUGAUUACAUACCAAAAAAAAUUGUACAAUACGUAAUUAUAUUCAGUAUUAAAAUUUCCAAUGAAACCAUAAAUGACAUUUUCUAAGUAGACUGAUGCAAAAAAAUUCUGGAAGGAAAUAUAACCUAGAACCAUGUUUGUCUUACUACAGGUACAGGAAAAAAGAGACAUGUUGAUGAUUUUAAAGUGUGUUUUGGUAAAAGUAAUGAAACUUUUGACAUUCCACUGGGAAAUAACACAUUCAGAAGAACAAAAAUGACAACAAUUGUGAGCUAAAACCUAUAAUCAAGAACAGUGGACAAGUCAAGGCCAGAGUUAGAUGGAGUGUCUUCCUAGUGCAGUGCAGUGUUUUUCCAAGAAUCUAACAUCCUAUGAAACAUCACAAAUUAAAAAGCACUGCUGUCGUAUCACUACAGAGCUUAGCAGAGGAGAAGCAGGUCACAUUUAUGCUGUUCCCUUGUUUUAGUCCAAAUGGGCUGCAACCAUUGACUGCUUAUGCUGCAGGGGUUCAAGCAGCUUUCCCAACCUCUCUGGGAAUGAACCAAUAGUGAAUCUGGGGAAGGAUUUUAACAUCAUGAAUUUCAUAAUUUAGGAAUCAGUCAACAUAAUAAGUGGUGUACCUGCCAUUCUGAGUGCUCAGCAUACCUCAAGAAAGCAGUCUUGCCCUCCCCACCCACCCCCAGGUGCCAUUUCAACAUCAGAAUAGUUUGAAUUUGCUGUCAUUUGAUGCACUUUACUCCUCAGCUGGUUGACAUGAAAAUCCCACUGAGUUCAAUGGAACCAAUUUCCCAGCACAGCCUGAUAGUUAAAUAGUAGAAAAUGCCAAAGGAUGCUGCUAACAAAGGGCAUUUUACACUGUUAAGAUUUACAAAAGAGACAAUUCUGAUAACGUACAUACUUUCUAGUUGCCCAGAUUACAUUGUGGAGUACAUUUAAUUUAAAGAGUUUCUGCCUUGUUUAUUCCCUUAAAUCUCCACUACCCUUCAGAACAUUUUGUUCUUUAUACUCUUGCCCUUUAAUUAAAAUGCCUAAUCUAUCACUAAAAUUGUAUAGCUCUUGAAUGUCUAAUUUGUAUUUUGUUUGCACGGGAUUCUUUAACGUGAAUUUCACGAUACAACAGAAACAAUUAAGCCUGAAGAUAGUGGACCUAGUAAGCCAAAUCAGGCGAGUUUUAUUUCUUGGUAUCCACUUUGGCAUUGCAAACCAAUCAAUUACAUAACCAUGACUGUUUGGAUUGCAAAGCUGAUUUAAAAGGAAACAAAACACCAGGACACACAUUAAGAUGCAUGUCAACAAGCCCUGCCUGAAUUGCUCUGUCAGAUUCCUAAAUUACAAGAAUGUGCCUAUGUUCAAUGCCACUGAAAGAGAAAUUGGUGUUAAAGCUCUAAAGCAAUGCUGAUAUGCACUUGACCAUUAAUGGCCAACAUUCAUUUUCAUUGCUCCAUUUUGCAAAGCAGUUAUCAGCAACCAAAGCAAUUACACCAUAAAUUAUGAGCAACCUCUAAGUUAUCCUAACAAUGAGACAUUCCAUGAAAAC